This is a messenger RNA of Medioppia subpectinata, 1457 nucleotides long. The record is from the annotation of a GenBank genome assembly. Lineage: Eukaryota; Metazoa; Arthropoda; Arachnida; Sarcoptiformes; Oppiidae.
UUAACUGGGAAUUGUAUUUCAUUUUUAUAGAUACACCAAAUAUAAUACGAUUACAUUAACGUAAAGUGCAUUCACAACACAUACGGCACUUAUAGGUUUGGUUUUGCUUCUGAAGACCUGAAAUUGCAUUGUUUUCGGUAUAAAAUUGGAUGAAAAACAGGAGACUUAAUGGAAGUGAGAAUAUUGUCAACGGACGAAGACCAUCAGGUAUUCGGUGACGAUUACUGUACCGGUUAUGUCGACCAAUACAACAAGUGGAACACCGGCUUCUCCUGUCCCACAAAGUCCAACGAAGAGGCCGUCUAUUGUUGCGGAACUCCGACCUAUAAGUACUGUUGCACGAGAAGGAGUCAAUCCGUUACCACACAUUCAACACACGCCACGAGGACUCAACUCGAUCCUCGCAUACUAUUGAAGAUCAUUGGCCUGACGUGUAUAGUAUCGGUGUUCCUAACAAUCCUCACGUGUUAUGUCUGCAAAAGGUAUUGGAAACGAAGCGACAGCCGAGACAAUCACGUCUAUCGGGUUUCGUGUAACACAACGGCGUCGCCGCACGUCUAUCCGCUGGAAUCGUUUCAACCGUUGAAUCCAAAUGCCUUCUUCAAGUCGCCCGAUCACGUGGCCAGUGCUCUGUGCGGCGACCUCUCCAUGUUUGCCACCGGCGCUCACCCGCAGGCAACACAUCUGCGAGCGGUCAUAGCCUCGUCGCGGGCCAACCCGUCGGCCAGUCUCUGCUCAUAUCAACACAACAACAGUCACUCACUGUUGCGACAGCAGAGAAAUCACGAGCCGCCGCCUCCCUAUCAGUUGAGUGUCAUAUCUGGCACUUCUUCGACCACAACUGCCAGCACUGCCAGCGCCAGCACAGCGUGUGUUAGUAGUGGCGGAACCAGUGGUAGUGGCGGUCCUAUCAAUGCGAUUACGAAUGGCGUUAAUACUAGUAAUGAGACGACAAGAGGCGAACCGAAUGGUGUUUUGUCUGAUUCUGAAUGUAAUUCUAUUGUCGAGGCGUCUAAUACUGAGGUAAAGAUACCAUUAUCUUCGCAUAAUAGCCGUCGACCACAACAAAGUAGCUCUUCUUUUCAUAUUCAUCCAAACCAUCAACAAAUAGAUCACACACUGAGGCGAAUGUCUCAAUGAUACUCGUUUUGCCCCAAAAUAUGAGUUAUAUAUUGUUAUAUUCACAUAAAUAUAUCUUUAUAUCAUUACCACCGAAAACCUAAACUAACAUAUUAUCUAUAUUUUAAUGAUUAGUCUCCACUUUAUGUUCAGUUUAACUAAUUGUUAGAAAUAUAAUAUAAUUAUAGCUAUUAUUAUGAUUGCUAUUAUUAUUGAUGAAAGGCAUGCGGAGAUGAGCUAAGAGUCCAUUAUCUUUAUAAUUAUAAUUGAAUUUUAUAUAACAAAUGAAAAUAUAUUUGCAGAAAGUAUUAAACAAAAAACAACAAAAAAUAUAUAAU